AUGCCUAAACCACUGGUGCUAACAGUUCUUCUCUCUAUACUCAUAGACACAGUCAAGUCAGGGACAAUUCAUCUGGACAACGAGCCGGGUGGCGGAGGAUUCUUCGAUAUUAUUGAGGGACAAAACUUCAAAAUCCAGUGUAUUUCGGACGAGCCGGUGGAGAGUGAAGAUGAUGUCAAAUGGACAACAGUAGACAAUAAUGAAAUUGACACGGCUUCAAUGAGGUAAGGCAGAACCUUUUGUGCAAAAACGACCAGAUUUCGCCAACUUUUGGCAAAAAAACCUUUGUAUGAUAGUUUGAAGCGUGAGCUAGGAAUCUCAAACACGUCUUAAAAAAUAAUCCCAAUUUUUGCCAAGAUUCAUCUGAUUCUGGGCACCGGGCUUGGAGCACUUUCUCUAUCGUUUCAUAAUCUUCUAACGAUAAGACAACGAAUUUACAAAGCCAUUUUAUAAUUUACAAGACUGACAUCGGCGUACCAGUCUGUUGGGAAAAUAAUGAGCACAAUGUAACUGCGCCGAUCGUGUCGAUGAAGUGAAAAGCAGUUUAAUUUUUUCGCGACAAAAUUAUCUUUUUUUUGGCGGCGGUACGAUUUUUGAUGCGACAGAAUGCUCAUUAUUUUCCCGACAUAAUUAUAUCUCUUUUCAGUCGGUUCACAAUCCCAAUGCGGUUGCAAAGCGGGAAUGUCCGCCGAACUCUGAUCUUCACUCGAAUUCAGCCUCACGACGAAGGAACCUACUACUGUCAGCUGUUUGACCGAGGGGAACUAGUGAAAAGGAUUGACGUGAACAUCAGAGUGAGCAGUAAGUCCAGCCUUGUCUCUACUUCAAUACAAUAUUCUUCCAGAACCCGUUGUGUGGAGCUCAAAUGCCACAGAACUUGGUGGAAAAGUUGGUGAGCCCUUGACUAUUGACUGUGGAACAAAGUCAAAUCCUGAAGCCGGAAUUGAAGCCUAUGACCAGUACGAUGUCAUACUGAGCAAAUCGGAGCUAAAGUUUGUCAGAGCUAACAAUGAAUUUACUAUUCCGGCGUUGACUGACAAAUACCAAAACGCAGAAGUCACUUGCAGCGCGUAUGUGACAAUGCCAAAUAUGGUGACAAGAGUCUUCAGUAAAACAGUGAAGAUCAAGGUUUGGAGUAAGUGACUUAAAAUUAGAGACUUUUAAACUUUUCACUCUUCUGGGAAAUUUGCCAGAUAAACUUUUCAAUCAAUAUGCGCCCCAUAGGGCACAUAUCGAUUACUGAAAGUUUUCGCUCUUUUUUAUGAACAGCCGAGCUGUUCAACGAUCUUUUUGGCCGAGAGAAUACGCAAAACGCGGAGAGCGGAAAGAGGGAAAAACCCUUUUUGCUUAUAUUUUUUCCAGCUUCGUACUGAAAGAAUUGAUUUUUUGUGGAAACAUUGCCGUCUGCGGUAUAAAAAGACAUAAAACUUUUGAUGCAAAAACUUUGUAAAAAACUAUAAUUUUUUGGCAAAUUUCUGUCUCACGAACAUAGCCUAAAAAAGACAUUUUUUUUAGAAGAAUUGUCUUACAAAUGAGCAUGAAGCAGAACCACGGGAAACUCGAUUUACAACUUCUUUAUUCCCAAUCUAUUUUCAGAAAAGCCCGAGUUCAAGCCGACGCACAGUACCGUCUACGCGGUUCCCGGGCAAACCGCCCGAAUCCGUUGUGAAGUCGAGAGCUCGGUUCCGGAUGUUGUGAAUUUCCAGUUCAUGAAAGCCGGUCACAUUCUCCAAACCAGCUCGGAAUACCGAGUAGACAGUUUUCCAUCCAAAAAUUACGCUGUUUUGAGCAUCGUGGAUGUGCAAGAUGAGGAUCUGGGAACGUAUAGAUGUGUAGCUCAUAAUGCAAUCUUGAGCAGUCACAUCGAUAUUCAGCUGGAGACAGCUAGUAAGGGACUUACAAAGCUUGUUUUUUUUCAUUUUGAUUACUAUAUAUUACUAGUUUUUUAUCAUUAUUUCUUACUAAAAUCAUCUUUCACUUUCCAGAGCCUCCGAUGCAGCCUAAAGUCACUUUCCUCGGCUUCGAUGACGGCGAAACAACUUGGGAAAUUGAAAACGAUGAAGACAACGAGCUUCCAGUCCUCAAUUAUGCAAUUCGCUAUGCAAUCGAACGACUAAAUACCACGUCAACGCAAAAUUUGGUAAGAAUAUUAAUCAGAAAUAAAAAAAUUUUUGAAAUUUAGAAACCCGGCGAUAACUUGGCGAGGGAAUGGCUUCGACAAAAUUAUCAUGCCGCUUCGGAGAUUGUGGUCAAGAAAGGUGUGUUUCUUCUCUAAUAGGUUUUAAAAUACGAGUUGAAUAAGCAGGAGUGCUUUAGAAGACCCACUCAAAUCGCGACUUUCAGAUUUCUUUAGAUUUUCACACACAUUAGGCUACCGAAACUUACUAAAAAGUGUUGCAUUUUUGCCGGCUUUUGAUCUAAAAAUCUCGGUCCACCUCUGAUUGGCUGAGUUUCCAAUUUUGUUAGCCCAAAUCUUUUCACAGACACCUCAACGCCUACUAUCCUCAAUUUCAGCACGUUCCAACAUCUACAAGAUCAGCGGACUCUUCAAAGAGAAGCGCUACAUGUUCGAAUUCACUCCUCGAAACGCCGCCGGCACUGGCGAGCCCUUUUAUGUCACGGUGAAUCUCGAAAAGCUCUCAGAAGUCAGCUCAACACUCUCAGUAGCACCAUUCAGCUUGUUUAUCACAUUAUUGUUUUUGACUUUCUAUGUAUUUUGA
Molecule: messenger RNA, 2720 nt
Organism: Bursaphelenchus xylophilus (pine wood nematode)
Lineage: Eukaryota; Metazoa; Nematoda; Chromadorea; Rhabditida; Aphelenchoididae
Source: the annotation of a GenBank genome assembly